AUUUAGUGGUCCAAAUUAAAAAGGGUGAUAAAAAUUGAGUUACAGAAACGACGAAGACGAUUCUUCCCAUGGCUUCUUCACUGGAGAAGCUUAUUUCAAGCUUUCUACUUGUCUUGUACUCCACCACCAUCAUUGUUGCUUCAUCAGAAUCUCGAUGUAGGCGUUUUAAAUCGAUCAUCAGCUUUGGUGAUUCCAUCGCCGACACCGGAAAUUAUCUCCAUCUCUCUGAUGUUAACCACCUUCCUCAAUCCGCCUUUCUUCCUUAUGGCGAAAGCUUCUUCCAUCCUCCCUCCGGCCGUUACUCGGACGGCCGUCUCAUCAUCGACUUUAUAGCUGAAUUCUUGGGACUACCGUACGUACCAUCUUAUUUUGGAUCCCAAAACGUGAGCUUUGAUCAAGGUAUCAAUUUCGCGGUGUAUGGUGCAACUGCAUUGGAUCGUGUGUUUCUUGUGGGAAAAGGAAUUGAAUCUGAUUUCACCAAUGUUAGUUUAAGUGUUCAGCUUAACAUCUUCAAACAGAUUUUACCUAAUCUUUGCACCUCGUCUUCUCAUUGCAGAGAGAUGCUUGGAGACUCGCUGAUACUUAUGGGUGAGAUUGGAGUAAAUGACUAUAAUUACCCUUUCUUUGAAGGCAAAAGUAUCAAUGAAAUCAAACAGCUUGUUCCUCUAGUCAUCAAAGCUAUUUCUUCUGCUAUUGUGGAUUUGAUUGAUUUAGGGGGCAAAACGUUUCUGGUCCCUGGAAACUUCCCAUUAGGAUGCUAUCCCGCGUAUCUCACUCUAUUUCAGACCGCGGCAGAAGAAGACCACGACCCUUUCACAGGUUGUAUCCCACGGCUCAAUGAAUUCGGAGAGUACCACAACGAACAGCUCAAGACAGAACUCAAAAGACUCCAAGAACUAUACGAUCAUGUCAAUAUCAUUUACGCCGACUACUACAACUCUUUGUUCCGGUUAUAUCAAGAACCAGUCAAAUAUGGGUUUAAGAACAGACCUUUGGCUGCUUGUUGCGGAGUCGGAGGUCAAUACAACUUCACUAUUGGUAAAGAGUGUGGACACAGAGGAGUUAGCUGUUGUCAAAAUCCUUCUGAAUAUGUGAAUUGGGACGGUUAUCAUUUAACCGAGGCCACACACCAGAAGAUGGCUCAAGUUAUACUCAACGGUACCUAUGCAUCACCUGCUUUCGACUGGUCCUGCUCUGGCUCUGAAUCAGUGGAUAAAGAGUAUUCUUUCAGCAGUUAA
Molecule: messenger RNA, 1238 nt
Organism: Arabidopsis thaliana (thale cress)
Lineage: Eukaryota; Viridiplantae; Streptophyta; Magnoliopsida; Brassicales; Brassicaceae
Product: GDSL-like Lipase/Acylhydrolase superfamily protein
Exons: 5
Coding region: 69-1238 (389 amino acids)
Cellular component (GO): extracellular region
Molecular function (GO): hydrolase activity, acting on ester bonds
Source: RefSeq, marked reviewed